Molecule: messenger RNA, 1546 nt
Organism: Diatraea saccharalis (sugarcane borer)
Lineage: Eukaryota; Metazoa; Arthropoda; Insecta; Lepidoptera; Crambidae
Source: the annotation of a GenBank genome assembly
AGCAUCCAAACUAGAUAAUAAAUCAUAUAAAAAGAACAGAGUAUGUCGAACUGUUGGCUGAUUGUUUAGAUAUCAUUGGUGAAGUUGAGUGGCUAGCAAUAUGCGUGUUUUUGUUUUACUCACAGCCGUUUUAGUGGGCGUGAUUGCUUUGCCAACUAACAGACCUGAACCUGGUGAAUUAGCCUUCGUACUUAGCGAGGAUGCAUUCGAGGACUAUCUGGAUGCGUGGCUUGCAAUAGAAGAAAACAAAGGAGCCAAUACAACUGCGAAUUUUAAUCUUCGAAGUGGUUGUACCUUCAGAGUGAACGGAGAUCUUGGCCAGCCUCAGCCCGUGUACCUCCUUGGGAAUAACUUUCUUCGUCCCAAUAGUAACUCUGGUCAGAUUCAUCUCAACGUUGGCCAACAAGUCCGAGUGAGCUGUCCCGGUUCUGGACGCACUAUUCAGCAUGCGAACUUAGCAUCUUCCGUACAUACUGCUACUGCUACUUGUGUAAAUAAUAAUCUAGUCUCAGGAUCAGGAUGGCUCCAUGGAAACAGUGCCUUUGGGGGUCUUGUUUGCUCAACACACCCUGCCCACCAGGCACAAGCGACGGGUGGCAGAUGUUUUAAUAAUAAUAUUGUUAUCAGAGUUGGUUUUGUCGUCGAUAAUGUGUUCCAUACAUGGUAUCAAUCCUGUUUCGAUCAAAAUCGUUUGGAAGUAUUAUAUGUCUGGUACAAUCAAGAUGCCACUAACGCAGUUCAUCAAACUAAUGUAGCCAGGCCAAGUUGGAGUGCUGGCAGUUUCUUCCCUGGGCUAAAUAUUAACAGCGUGUACACUCAAGUACAACAGAAACAAGCUAUUGCAAAUAUUGUUGGACAAAGUAUGGCUGAUCGUUAUGUGACAAGUACUCAGUUUUUAGCCCGAGGUCACCUUACAGCUAAGAGUGACUUUGUAUUUGCUACUGCUCAACGUGCUUCAUUUUACUUUAUUAAUGCCGCUCCUCAAUGGCAGCCGUUCAACGCUGGAAAUUGGAACUGGCUCGAACAGAAUCUCCGAGCCCGUAUCGGCCAGGCUGGAUAUAAUACGGUUAUUUACACGGGUACAUUUGGAGUUACUCAACUUCGUGACGCAAGUGGGCAUCUUCGUAAUAUUUUCCUUCAUCAAUCUGGCAACACUCCUCAAGUUCCUGUACCAAUGUAUUUCUAUAAGGUGGCAUAUGAUGCGAGUCGUCGUCUUGGAACUGCUUUUGUUAGUAUCAACAAUCCUUAUUACACACUUGCUGAAGUGCGCAGCCUUCAGUUCUGUACUGACCGUUGCCGUAACAACAAUGCCUUCAACUGGCUCAACUGGCAGCCUGAUCGCAUCGAUAUCGGUUACAGUUUUUGCUGUACCAUCCCCGACUUCAGAAGAGUUAUCGCACAUAUUCCAAACUUCAGCGUCAAUGGUCUUUUAACAUAAGUUGUAUACAUGUUACUUUACUGCUUCUCGAACUAUGGUGGUGUAAAUAAGAUUUUUUUAAAAUAUUUUUCCGAGGUAUUUUUUAUCAUUUCAUGUGAAAGCUUUUAU